Molecule: messenger RNA, 1140 nt
Organism: Musca vetustissima
Lineage: Eukaryota; Metazoa; Arthropoda; Insecta; Diptera; Muscidae
Product: zinc finger protein 852-like
Exons: 4
Coding region: 1-1140 (379 amino acids)
Biological process (GO): regulation of transcription by RNA polymerase II
Cellular component (GO): nucleus; PcG protein complex; transcription regulator complex
Molecular function (GO): zinc ion binding; DNA-binding transcription factor activity, RNA polymerase II-specific; RNA polymerase II cis-regulatory region sequence-specific DNA binding
Source: RefSeq, a predicted model, not a curated record
AUGGAGCAAUCCACUCUAUUCUCCAUAAAAAGUUUGUGCAGAACCUGCACCACAGACACAACAGUUGGCGAUGCCUUUAAAGUCAAUGCCAUUUGCAUUUUCGAGCAUAUCAAUGAAAGUCCUGGCAGUCCAACGGUAAUGGAUCUAUUAAUAAAACUGCAACCUGAAAUUUGUAUCGGAUUCCAGGAUAAUUUACCAAAGACAGUGUGUAUGGCAUGCAUUGAACAAUUGCAAAAAAUCUAUGAAUUUUUGGAAGCCUAUAAACAGGCCAAUAGCAAAUUAUUGAAAUUAUUAAAUGGAAUUGAUUCGGAACAGACGGUAAUUGUGGAUUCAGUGAAAAAUGAAUCGGAAAAAUUGGCCUAUGAGGACAUAGUCGAUGAAGAGCCAAUUUCAACAUGUACCUUAAAUAAUAUGCUAGAUAUAAUUGUUACAGCCCCAGCGGGGAAUUUAAGGAACCAGCUUGAAGAUGUGAAAGUGGAGAAAAUGCUUGGUACGGAAUCCGAAGAUUCUGAUGGAUGUAACAAUGCCUUCGAUGAAGGCGCAGAUGAAAAACCCUUCCUAUGUCCUGAAUGUGGAAAAGGUUUUAAAAUUCGAACGUGUUUAACGGCACACAUGAAACGUCAUACGGGUGUGAAAAGCGUUGUCUGUCCCGUAUGUCCAAAAACUUUUGUGGACAAAAGUGGUCUCCAUAGUCAUAUGUUUGUACACAAGAAAGAGAAGCCUUUCGUGUGUGACACCUGUGGAGCUGCCUUCAAUAUGGCCUAUUUACUGAAAAGACAUAGUUUUUUACACACAGGCAUAAAAAAUUAUGCUUGUACACAUUGUGAUCAACGUUUUGCCCGAUCAAGAACUCUACAUCGCCAUAUGCUUACCCACACAGGUGAGAAACCAUUUGAAUGUCACUAUUGUGAUCGGGCAUUUAGUCAAAGUAACGAUUGUCACACCCAUAUGAAAUCACAUGUCGGUCCCAAUAUACAUCUAUGUGAAUUGUGUCCAAUGCGUUUUCCUUUUGUCAGGGAGCUGCGGGCACAUUUUGAGACGCAUAAGAGUGAUGAUGAAGAAAAGCGCGCGAAAAAUCUUGAAGGACGCAUACAGGAGGUGAAUAAUCUUAAAAUUAAUUUUGGUUAUAAAAAAGAUUGA